AGGUGUAGACAAAAGAAACUUAAAAAAGGAUUAAAUCUAGAGAGAGAAAGACAAGUGUUUAGAGAAAAAGAGGUGUUUAGAGAGAUAGUGAGUGCAGCGCACUCCUCACAAAUUCCAUAUUCCUGUGUGUGUGGACUCCUGUGGGAGGGGAAGGACACCGAAGUAGUAACGACAAACACGACCUCCACGCAUUGUCGGCAACCCAGAAACCCUUUAGACCAACAAAGCUUUAAUUGAAUCAAUCAAACGUUUGAUUUCUCUCUAUAUAUCGCUAUAUAUCAAAAAAUAGGAAAAACCCAAAACGCUGCAAAAGCUGUGAAAACAGAGAGAUUAAGAAGUAGGUCUGAGGAUUUUCUUUAUGUCUUCAAAUGGGUUCUGAUCAAUUGUAAAACUGAGUAAGGGAUUGGUGAUUCUUCGUGUGGUUGCUGAGAUCUUCAGAGAUGUUCUGAGCUUUGGUGUUCUUGUGAUUGAUCCAAAGAGUUAAUACCAUUUUGUUGCAAAUUUUGUUCUUGCAUGAACAAUUUGAUACACUUACAAUACCUUAGCCGUAUUGACACUUGGAUUGAUCUUCAAUUCAGUCUAAUUCUAUUUCCCAAUUGAGAUGUCCCAUCUUCCUUUAUUAUCCAAUUCAAAUAUUAGAAUUGUUGUUGACACCCAUGUUUCAAGACGAUAGAUCAUCAUCUGUAACUUCAUCACCUUUCCAAAUCGUUCCUAAUAUGUCAUUUUCACCUGGUUUCGGAUCACCACACUCAUGGCUCAAAGAGCUUAAAUCCGAGGAGAGAGGUCUAUAUUUGAUCCAGCUAAUGCUCACUUGUGCUAAUCAUGUAGCCGCCAACAGCCUUGAAAAUGCAAAUAUUGCUCUUGACCAAAUCUCCCAACUAGCCUCUCCUGAUGGUGAUACUAUGCAGCGUAUUGCUGCAUACUUUACCGAGGCACUAGCCGAACGGGUCCUGAAAUCUUGGCCUGGUCUUUACAAGGCCCUGCAUGCCACUAGAAUGUCUUUGGUUUCGGAAGAAAUUCUUGUUCGGAAACUGUUCUUUGAGUUGUUUCCGUUUUUAAAGGUGGCUUUGGUGAUCACGAACCAAGUUAUUAUGGAAGCCAUGGAAGGGGAAAAGAUGGUUCAUAUAGUUGAUCUCAAUGCAGCGGAACCUGCUCAGUGGCGUGCACUUCUACAAGAGUUGAGUGCACGGCCUGAAGGGCCGCCCCAUUUGAGGAUUACAGGCGUUCACCAACAUAAGGAGGUGUUGGAGCAAAUGGCUCAUAUAUUGACAGAGGAAGCAGAGAAGUUGGAUAUUCCAUUUCAGUUCAAUCCCAUAGUUAGCAAAUUAGAAAAUCUCGAUAUUGAAAAACUUCGUGUCAAAACCGGAGAGGCACUAGCAAUUAGCUCGGUUCUCCAACUUCAUUCUCUUUUAGGGUCUGAUGAUGAAGUCCUGAUGAAAAAAUCCCCAUUGACACCAAAUAAUUUAAAUGGAGUUCACCUGCAAAGAGUCCUGCAAAUGAACCAAAGUACUUUAGGUGACUUGCUGGAGAAAGAUUUGAUCAAUGGGUAUAGCCCUAGUCAUGACUCGGCUUUGUCGUCGCCACUAUCUUUGACUGCUUCAGGAAAGGUGGAUGGCUUUCUCAAUGCUUUAUGGGGUUUGUCGCCAAAGAUCAUGGUGGUAACAGAGCAAGAUUCCAACCACAAUACGUCAACUCUCAUGGAGAGGCUGUUGGAAUCGUUGUAUUUUUAUGCGGCCUUGUUCGAUUGUUUGGAAUCUACCUUGCCAAGAACAUCAUUGGAGAGAUUGAAGUUGGAGAAGAUGCUGUUUGGAGAGGAAAUUAAGAACAUUAUAGCGUGCGAGGGAAUUGAGAGGAAGGAAAGACAUGAAAAGCUCGAAAAGUGGAUUCAAAGGCUUGAUUUGGCUGGCUUCGGGAAUGCGCCGUUGAGUUAUUAUGCUAUGUUGCAAGCAAAGAGGUUGUUGCAAGGUUAUAGUUGUGAUGGUUAUAGGAUCAAGGAAGAGAAUGGCUGUGUAGUGAUUUGCUGGCAAGAUCGAGCCCUUUUCUCUGUAUCUGCUUGGAGUAGGAGGUAAAUUUUGACUAUUAUUAUAGAAUGUUUGAGGUUUUUUCUAUUUCGCUUUUUAUUUUUAUGAAAUAUUUUGUUCUUAUGAAAGUGGAUGUUGUUAGAUCGACUUAUGAACCUCGUGCUCUUAGUGACACAUAUAUUAAAUUUUUAUAAUUUUGUUUCUUAUGAAACUAUGUUUUGUUUGGAGCUUGCUGGUGAUCUCUCUCUCCAUAAAAUGGACCUCCAUGGUUACUUGGCAUCAAAUGCAUACAUUGAGGUGUUCAUAAUUGCAUUGACGGUACACUUUUUUACAGUUUGUGUUGAUGCUGUAUUGUUUUGGGGAACAAUGCUCAUUGUUUCAGAAAUACAACACUGGUGGCAUUGUAUUGGUUUGCACAUGGUGGGGCGAUGAGAUUUGACAUAUCCAUUUUUGGGACUGUUGAAAUUCGAAAACACAAGGCAGAAAUAAAUCAUAGACCUUUUAAGUGGUAAAUAGAUUUGGAAAACGGUGGAAAAUUCUAGGAUACCCUGUGGUAUUGUACCUCCGGGUGUUUUAACCGUUGGAUGUGGUGGUGGGGUUCACCUGGAAGACCUGGAGUAUCCAAGGUAUUGCAGAGCUUCUCAGAAAAUUUGAAGUUAGUCUCCAAGGUAUCUCCUUCUCCCCCAAUAUGUUUUUUUGUAUUGAAAGACAAAAAUUAGUAGUAUUGGUUAUUUUUCUUGAAAUUUGCGUACUAAAAACUAUACAAAACUAAUUUCCAUUUUGAGUUCCAGAGUUCUCAUACUAAAUGGAGCUAAAAUAAGAAAAUAUGGGAAUAUAAAUACUCUGGUCCUGUGGACAAGAGCAAAUAAAGAGAGAGAUGCGUUUGCACAUUUGAGGGCUUCCGGAUAGAUGUGUGUGCACAUUUUGGAAUAAUUAUAACAUGUGGGCAAAAUUUUCAUUUUAGAGUACCAUAUAUUUGAUCUAUUUAUCUAAAAUAACGAGGGCAUAAAUAGUAAAUUCAGUCUAAUUCUUUCUAAUAUUAAUUUAGUCUAAUUUUUGAGGCCUGUAAAAGAUAAAGAAGCAUAAGGCUCCGUUUGUUUGGAUAUAAAAUAAUUUUUAAAAAAUAUUUGUUUGUUUGGAUAUAAAAUAAUUUUUAAAAAAUAUUUUUUUAUUUUUUGGUGUUUGAUUUUUGUAAAAAAUUUAGGAUGAAGAAAAAUAUUAAAAUUUAACGAAAAUAACUUAUUCAUCAAUUUUCGACAAAUAAAAAUGAAUGACAGGUGGAACUCAAACUAGAUAAAACCUAUGCAUCAACAAUCCCCCCCCAAAAAAAAAAAAAAAAAAAAAAAAAAGACAAUU
Cornus florida is the source of this 3377-nucleotide messenger RNA. RefSeq names its product scarecrow-like protein 3. The coding region runs from base 657 to 2069 and encodes 470 amino acids. Lineage: Eukaryota; Viridiplantae; Streptophyta; Magnoliopsida; Cornales; Cornaceae. Gene Ontology annotation, molecular function: sequence-specific DNA binding; DNA-binding transcription factor activity. Gene Ontology annotation, biological process: regulation of DNA-templated transcription. The record is from RefSeq and is a predicted model, not a curated record. Gene Ontology annotation, cellular component: nucleus. The transcript has 2 exons.